Messenger RNA from Anguilla anguilla (European eel), 4305 nucleotides. RefSeq names its product transmembrane protein 144a (gene tmem144a). The transcript has 12 exons. Gene Ontology annotation, cellular component: membrane. Gene Ontology annotation, biological process: carbohydrate transmembrane transport. Lineage: Eukaryota; Metazoa; Chordata; Actinopteri; Anguilliformes; Anguillidae. The record is from RefSeq and is a predicted model, not a curated record. Gene Ontology annotation, molecular function: carbohydrate transmembrane transporter activity. Bases 160 to 1350 code for a protein of 396 amino acids.
GGCGUUUUAUGCAUCACAUGACUUUAGUCAGCUGAUUUUCGUGGACGUUUUCGCUUUAGCACAGCGGAAGCGGUGCAAUGCAACUGAUAGUCAAAACAGAAAAUAGUUAACGUAUUAAAGUUUAUUUUCGUAUUUUAGAGUUUGUGAAAACAUCCAGACAUGUUGCUCACGAAUAUUGUGACAACGGGUUUGACGCUUACAACUUUAUUUGGCCUCAUCUACUGUCACGAUUUUGAGGAGAAAACAGAUCAAGAUGCACAACCCGAAACUCCUUCACACUCUCCGUUUGUUCUAACCAAGUCGGGUAAUUCGACAAACACCACCGAGCUGACUUAUGGCUUUGUGUCGUGCAUUAUCUCCGUUGUAUUUUAUGGGAGCAACUUUGUUCCUGUGAAGAAGAUUGACACUGGUGAUGGAAUGUUUUUCCAGUGGGUUCUUUGUGCUGCUAUAUGGACCGUGUCAUUAGUGGCCAACAUCAUUCUAAACUGUCCCAAAUUUUGGCCGCUGGCGAUGCUGGGCGGUGUCAUAUGGGCAACAGGUAAUAUUACGGUUGUGCCCAUACUGAAAACCAUUGGACUCGGACUCGGAAUGCUAAUUUGGGGUUCCUUUAAUCUACUAAUGGGUUGGGCAAGUUCGAGGUUUGGUUGGUUUGGGAUGGACCCUGAGGAAGUCGCACAGCCAGUAUUGAAUUACUGUGGCGCAGGACUAUGUUUAUUAAGUGCCAUCAUAUUUUUCUUUGUGAAAAGUGAUGUCCAGAGAUCGGCAUCUUCAGAAGAGACUCCUUUACUAAUCGACAGCAGAAUCAAUUCAGAAGGUCUGGUUUCCUCUGAUGACUCGUGGAUAGACACACUAAGUCCACGAUCCAAGCGUAUCGUAGGUUCAGUCCUUGCUGCCUGUGCGGGUGUGCUGUACGGCUCCACCUUUGUGCCUGUGAUCCAUAUUAAAAACCACGCCGCCAGGAACGACUCCAGGUUCGCAGGGGCAAGUCAGUUUGACCUGGACUAUGUUUUUGCCCAGUUCAGUGGAACUUUCCUCACCAGCACUGUUUAUUUUCUUAUUUACUGCGCCGUUAUGAAAAAUAAGCCUAAAGUCUACUCAAGAGCCAUCCUGCCAGGUUUCGCCUCCGGUGUGAUGUGGGGAUUAGCCACCUGCUGCUGGUUCAUGGCGAAUACCUACCUGAGUGCAGUGGUCAGCUUCCCCAUCAUUACUGCUGGCCCUGGCCUAAUUGCUGCUAUCUGGGGAUUCCUAGUUUUCAAGGAGGUUAAAGGUUUACGAAACGCCAUCAUCCUGGUGCUGGCGUUCUGCAUCGUCCUUGCCGGAGCCAUGCUGACCGCGUUCUCCAAGGUGUAAUUAGCCACAGCAGACCUUCGGCCACAAGGUGGCGACGUUGGACAAAUAACGUGUCAAAGGGAACUAGGGACAGUGUUAAAUAACAGUGCAAUCACCUGUGUCCAAUAACCUUUUUGUAAACGUAAUGUUUAAUUAAGAUUCACUUAUUUGUGAACUGUAAAGUUAUUUAAUACACUUAGAUUUUUGCAUUUGUAGAAUUUUUCUAAUCAACUCAGGUGUUUUGUGGCAUUUUUCCUUGGUGUUUAAGGGACACUGAACUGAAAUAAGCAUGCUGUUAUUUCACACCAUACCUGCCAGAAAUCUUAUUUUUCGGUACGGUUUGCAUCAAAAGGCUAGUUAUUCGAAUGCAAGGUCUAAUAGGUGUGCUAACAGGAAAUUUUAGUAUGUAUUGUAAGUAGAGUGACUGUGGUUAACUGAUAAAUGUGCAACAUGGAUUACUGUUAUAAAUUAGGAAAUUAUGUACAUUUAGCUUUUUGAUUGAUUGGGCAGUUUUUGUAUAGAAAAAAAACUUACUUGAGUCAAUCCUUGGUAUCAGAGCGGUGCACUUUUACAGAACAAAACGAUAGAGCCAUGCGGCCACGUCCCACAGUUUAUAAGGGGUGUGUUGAUGCGAGAGUUUCGAUCUGCCGAAAGUUCUAGAGACAACAGGUGGCUAUUGACAUUUUUAUUAUUGUGUUUAGAAAAAUGUUCCUCCUCCGUAUAAAUCAGUGUGUGCAAGUAUUGCUGAAAACUGACGUGGCCGUUUCAAAGGUCCCUGCAGCCCUUCUCUGAAUAAAACAGCAUUGGUCCACAACAGGGGUGGGAAUUGAGCUGGAAAUGUCUGUGGAGGUGGAUUGUUGCUAUUGGCCCCGUUUGCCGUUUCCCUUUGCUGUCCUUAACAGUCAGGCAACUAAUUAGCCAAUGACUACUAACAGGUAGGCUAUAGCUAAUCCUGCUCAUUUAAGUUAGCCACAGUGUUAUUUUUCUUUACAGCAGAACAUUUUGUGCCUUUGCCUGUACCCACAGUUUAUUUGAACUUGUGGAUAGGCGCACGUUUUGUCCACCCACACCCAGAGAGUAGGGAAGACCUAAAGAUGUGAGCGUCCGAUCUUUGCAGUUUAAUGAUCAUACAAUGGCACCAACACUCUGAAACAGGUUUGCUAGUCUUCAUCAUUUGUUAUGCUGAUUGUUUAUGUAGUUGGAGUAAAGUAAUGUAUCUUUUUAUGUUCAGUGUAUUAUUUGUAAUAGCGAGUAGAUUUUCUGUUUCCAUUUGCAGCUCGACUCUCACCACUGGUCCACAACCAUUGUGUUUGCAGAUCACCGUAAAUAUGAAGGUUUCUCGAAGUCCACUGGAGUAAAAUUCGGCUCAUUUGCACGUACUAAGCAGCCAGAAAUCUUUCUUUGUAACAGCCAAACACUUUGUGUCUGUUUGUCACAGCCAAACUCUUUCCUUGGGUUCGUUUGUUUUUAAUUAUUUUAUUUUAUUGAAUUUUUUUUAUACAAAUAUAUUUGGAAGAUCCCUUGGGAUCCGUUUUCAGUUUGUUUACAAAAAGAUGGUGCAAUUGUGAGACGCUUAACAUGUACCAGUUUUCAUGGAUUAGUGAAGGAAAACCCUGUUAAAUGUUUUCUUUAUUGGGUGUCGGGUGUGUCUGGGUGAACGUACCAGACUGGUAUUCUCACCCCUCUCCUGUUUUCCCCCUCUGUUCCCUCCUUACUCGCGUUUACCAGGAAGCGAGGGUGUCGGCCAGUUUCGUGUGACACGAAUCCGAAAUGAGUACCUCUGAUUAUACUAUGCUAAUAAAUUCUGCAUUUACCAUUAUCAGCCUCACCAUCUUGGCCUGUGGUAAUCUGAAAUACUGAUUAGUGUGGCAUUCACUGCUCGGCCUUGUGCGAGGGAAGCGUUAUUAUUCAAGAAAGAUUAAGUAGCACAGUGCCGGAACUAACAGCCCAUUCAUCAGAACAGUAACAGAUUCUUGUAUCAACAAAGGCUUUUUCUUGGAUUUAAUUAGGUCUCUGAUUAAAUGCGAAGGUUAGUCUUGUUGUCCUGUCUACACGUAUACUUUCCGAAAGCUUUUUGUGCGGGCACGCGAGUGUGUGUGUGCGGAAGUAGCCAAGACUCCCGUCCACACAUGUGCUGCUUUCCUAUGCAAAAGGAAAUUGUGUAAAAAGAUAGCAGAGGUCUUUUGAAAAAUGAAUCUGUGCUUUCACAGAAGAUAGCUGCCGUAAUUUAUCCAAAAGCGGGUCCAGAACAGCUUUAACAGUAGUACUUAAAAGUUUUCCAUCAAAUUGAAACUUGCCAACAACUUCUCCUUGCAUUGACUUCAGGGAAAUGAAAUAUACUGCAAUAUAUAUAUAUAUAUAUAUAUUACAUUUUGGUUCUUAUAAUAACUAUAUUUCACAGAUAUUCAUUUUUACAGUGAUACGUGAAAGCUGCAGUAAUUUGCAUGUUUUCCAGCGUAUUGUGAAGUGUGGCAAUAUCUUUUUUGGUCGUGACAUUUUAUACAUUCCAUAUCCAUAAGGGAAUGAAGGAAGUUGGUCUGAGGACAGUGUUGGAAUUUUUUUAAUUGCCGGUCUGUCCAACAUUGGUGAUUCCUGGGUUAAAGUUGAUACUGUUGUGCUGCUUCUUCACGCUAGACAGAUUUCUAUCUGUGUCUUUUUCGAUAUGAACCUAGUGCUCAAGGUAAACGCUUAUUUAGAGUGAUAAUAACAGGGAAAUGCUAGCAGACAAUGUCGAAGACAAGACCCCAUCAUUCAGUGACAGCAGCAUGAUGACAGGAAAUGAAAACAUCAGAUUUAUUCUGAAAUGUCAAAAAAGUUUCAUCCAAAUGGAUGAUGAUGUGUUUGUGCAGUUCUUACAUUGAUUGACACCAGAUGUAUUGAUUGCAAACUUGCAUGGUUGUCCGCUUAAUGCAUAAUGUAAUUAUAUGCAGCAUUAGCUGUGUACAUUUGCAAGCAAAAUAAAACAUACAUAAAUAA